UCUCUUGUCGCAAAACCUUAUUUCCGGUCUGUUCCUGGAAAGCUGCGGCUGUAAAGGCACAAGGAGUGGAUAGCAAUAAUUCAUGCGUUUUAAACUUGUGUUUACAUCAACUUAAGUGUUUUAACGACCAUGGAUCAAGCGCCCUCUAUAGAAACAGUUCUACAAGCCGUUCAAGCAUUGUACAACAAUCCUGAUGUUAUGGGAAAGGAAAAAGCAUCCGUUUGGCUCGGCGAAUUACAAAAAUCAGUGCAUGCAUGGCAGGUUGCGGAUCAGCUUCUGCAACGCAAUCAGAAUCUUGAAUCUUGCUACUUUGGUGCUCAGACCAUGAGAACAAAGAUUCAGUAUGCCUUUUAUGAAUUACCUCAAAAUUCUCACCAGUCUCUUAGAGAUUCACUUGUGGAACAUGCGUCAAAGAUCUCAUCAGAGACUCCUCCAGUAAUUAUUACACAGCUGAGUUUAGCUCUGGCGGAUCUUGCACUGCAAAUGCCUACGUGGAAAAAUGCGGUUGGAGAUCUCAUUCAAAGAUUUGGGAGCAAUAUUCAGCAACUGCCAUUCUUGCUAGAAGUUUUAACUGUACUACCAGAGGAGUUUAACCGAUCACAGGUGAACAGUCGGUCGUUACGCCUAGGGGCAAACAGACGAGCUGAGCUUUUGGAUGAACUAACAGGUUCCUGCCCUGUUAUUCUGCAGCUUUUGUCAGCAUGCAUGGACUCUUACGCAGAUGAUAUCAGAGUACAGGCCAAAGUGUUUCGUGUCAUUGGCAGUUGGUUCUCAAUAGGAGCUAUCCCUCAAGAAAUAUUCCUUAACACCAAAAUGUUGGCUGCUCCAUUUGAAUGCUUGGCACGGAGAGAUUGUCCAGCACUGCUGCAUGAGGCUGCUACAGACUGCAUCUGCUCUGCACUCUACUGUGCUGAGGACCUGAGUAAAUACAGUCAGCUAGCACAACGCAUGUUUGAAGGAGCGCAGACACUGCUGGAGCCAUACCACAUGGCCGUAGCUGAGGAGGACUCGGACAAAUGUAUAAACUACUGUAGGAUAUUUACAGAAAUGGCAGAAUCCCUUCUAAACAUCAUUGUCGAUACUCCUAAUCAGGGAUUGGGCAGCUUGAUAACCAUAGAGAUGCUUCUUACUUGUGUUGGUCAUCACCUGUAUGAGGUGGCAGAAAUAACAUUUAAUUUCUGGUACCGUCUGUCGGAAGAGCUGUAUCAGCGCAACACCACAGAGCUAACUGAUAUUUUCAAGCCAUACAUCCAGCGGCUUAUUGUUGCAAUGUGUCGACACUGCCAGCUGGAAUCAGACCAUGAAGGGGUACCUGAUGAGCAUGGUGACUUUGGAGAAUUCAGAGUUCGUGUAUCAGAGUUAAUCAAAGAUGUUGUUUUCAUUGCUGGUUCAUCAUCAUGUUUUGCACAGAUGUUUGAGAAUAUAAAGACAUCAUCACCUAAAGCAUCAUGGGAGACAUCAGAAGCUUCUCUGUUUGUGAUGACAGCUGUGGCAAAGAACAUUUUACCAGAUGAGAACGAAGUAGUUCCACAAGUUGUUCAAGCCAUACUGACCAUGUCACCAGACACCAAUGUUGCAGUGCGUCAUACCAGCACACUCCUCAUUGGAGAACUAUGUGAAUGGAUUGAACGACAUCCACAGCUACUUGAUCCUGUACUGCAGUACUUACUCAGUGGCUUACAACAUCCUCUUCUGGCAUCAGUGGCGGCCACAGCUCUUCAGAGCAUUUCAACACAGUGCCGUGACCUGAUGAUAGACCACUUUCAGGGCCUGGUGCAGAUAGUGCAAGCCAUGGACUCAUUUAACUUAUCUAGUGAGGCGGCUAUAGGUCUUCUGAAAGGCACAGCCACAAUUUUGGCACGGCUACCUCACAACAAGAUUGCUGAAGGCUUAUUACAACUAUGUCUUUGUCAGAUUUCACCUUUAAAGUUGCUGUUAGAGAGCACACAAGCAGUAAAGCAAGGAACAAAUACAGACCCCACUAUAUGGCUUGAUCGACUAGCUGCUAUAUUUAGGUACACAAAUCCAACUGUCACUAACGGCCAAAUGCACCCUUGUCAGCCUGUAAUUAUGGAGCUCUGGCCUGUCUUGUCACAAGCUUGCACAAAAUAUCAAGCAGAUGUGAGAAUUAUAGAACGCUGCUGUCGAUGUAUUCGCUUUGCCAUCCGUUGCUUAGGCAAAAAUUCUGCCACUCUUCUUACUCCUCUUGUCACACAGAUGGUGCAGCUGUAUGCGGUGCACCAGCACUCGUGUUUCUUAUACCUUGGCAGUAUUCUGGUGGAUGAAUAUGGCUGUGAAGCAGGCUGCAUUACAGGGCUUCUGGACAUGCUGCAGGCAUUUUGUGGUCCCACUUUCAAAAUUUUGGAGGAGCACAAUGGGUUAAGAAAUCAUCCUGAUACUGUUGAUGACCUCUUUCGACUAUGUUUGCGGUUUGUUCAGAGAGCACCUGUUUUCUUUCUUCAAAGUCCAAUGGCAAAGCCUUUACUAUGCUGUGCUAUUGCGGCAUGUUCCCUUGAUCACAAAGAUGCAAAUGCUUCUGUCAUGAAAUUCCUCGCUGAUUUCAUCAAAUGUGCACGAGAAAAAGAUGAUCGUGAUGACUUUGAAGCUCGGUCAACAGCUGUGAAGCAGCUUUUGUCAGACCAUGGACAGGCACUUGUUCAUGCCACCGUCAAUGCAUGUGUGUUUUGUCUGCCAAGCUACAUGGUUCCUGAUGUUGCUGAGGUGUUGUAUGAACUCAUGCUUAUCAACCUUCCUACAUUCUGUGUGUGGCUCGAAACAACGCUAAAGGCUUUGCCAACUGAGAACAGUGGUGGUGUUGUUACAGCAACACAUAAACAACUGACAGAUUUCCAUAAGAGUGCAACCACAGCGGAGGAUUUGAAGCAGUUAACACACGCUGUGAGAGACUUCUCACGCCUGUACAGAUAGGACUUGUUCACUUGUGCAAAUUUGUUACCAAAAUCCCAGACUCUCCUGAAACAGCAUUCUUGGAUCAAGAUCAAGGCCUAAUGCUGUUUUGUGGAGUUGAUUUGAUCCACAUUAUACUGUGCCAACCUUUCACGCAUGAAGAACCUAUCAAAAGGAACUUGAGUGGGUUUUUUUUUUUUUUUUUUUUUUUUUUCUUUUUUUUUUUUGACUCAAAAAAUGAGGAAAGAUAUUUUAGAAAACAUUUUUAUGCUCUUAUACAACAUAUUUUGUCUCAAGGUCAUCUGCGUCAUACAGAACUAUUCUACCACAUCCCUCGCGGAAGGUGUUUCUCAGUCUUGUGCCACUUUUUGCCUCAUAGCUGAUGUUGAGAUCACAAGGACCACAUUAAUAACAGAGCUUUGGUACAAGUGCACAUUUCCUGCAUGACAGGCAUGAUGAAGAGCAGCACAGUGUUAGAGCAUUGUUCACCUGGUUGGGCAAAUUGUAUAAUGUGGUUGCUUGGAGAUGUCUCGCAAAUCAUGCUGUGUGGUGUGAGUAUACAAGUAAAUGUCACAGUCCAGGCAAGAAAAAACUUUCAUUGGUAAAAUGGGAAUCAAUUAACAAAUUGAAACCAAAGGGCAGAAGUUGAUGCUGAGUGUACUUGGAAUGAAAAACUGGUCAUUAUGAGUUUUCCUUGUUCUCAAGAGGGCCAGAUAGAGAAUUUGUGGACAUCUUCUCUUCUUUUGCUAACAUUAGCAGUCACUGUGAGGUGAAAGAUGACAUCAACCUGUUCCCUUAGAAAAUUGCAGAUUGUUUUUUAUUUUGAUUGCUAACGCUAUCCAAAGGGACAGCGGGGUUGUCCUGGAAAAAUUGCCAAGACAGUGGACCUACUAGAAAAAAAAGAUGCAGGGUUAGUGUUGCCUUAAUGCUUGCAUUCUGUGUUGUGCUCUGAGUUGCCACUAACCCUGUGUGUUCUCUGAGUGUAUGCAUGCAUGUGUGCAUGUGGGUGUUCUUGCUUGUGUGCAUGUACUUGCAUGUGAGACAAAGGCAGGAGGUUGGGCUGGCAGUGCAUGCAUGUGAGAUGUGCAUGUGCAUUAAUUUGUAUUUAGUUACUGACAUCUUUUGUGAAUACUGCUAACAUUUCAUCCAGCAUGUCGGACUUGUGUGUGCUUCCAUAUGUACUGUGUAUGUGUCAAAGAGAGCAGUUGGGUGCGUAAGUGGAUUUUGUGUUUUAAGAAAGUUUUCAGUACUGCUUAUGCAUUCUCUCAUAAAAAUUUGACAGUAUUAUUAUGAGUUUUGUAUCUUUUACUGAUGAUUUUCAUAGAACUUGAUGCUGAUGUUACAGCUACAUAUUUUUCAUCUGCUGUUUUAAAAUGAAGCAUUGCUGAUUUUACUUUAGAAAAACAACCAAAAAAAUCCAUCUUCAAAGGCCUAGAAUUCUAGAAUUUUAUUCUAGAAUGAAAUAAUUGUUUUCAAAUAUGACAUGGUUUUUAAGCGUUUAUAGACUAGGCUGGUAAGUGAUAAUUCUGUCCAAUUCUAAGAAAAUUCAAAAUGUUCAAAAUUUUUUAACAAGUCUAAGAGAGAGUGUGUGUGUGUGUAAAAGAGAUAAAGUGAGGGGGUGGGGUGGAGAGUGACAUACCCAUGUGUAUUGUGAUUGAAGAGAAAGUAAGAAGUGAAUGCAGUGUGAGAGAAAAAAAUGGAUUCCUGCUACCUCUCACUUUUUGGUCAGAAAAACUUAUCGUGAAGAGACUGAAUACAGAAGUGACCUUGUUGGUGCAAUGUCAUACAGUUUUGUUCAUUGCAGACUGGUUUUGUGUUUUGACUUGCCAUUUGAUGAGAGGAAAGUAAGAAUGAAUUCUUGGUUUUUCAGCUAGUCUAUUAAUUUUUUAAUAACCUUAUGAUUGGUCAGCUAUGCUUGCUUUCAGUGGAUGAUAUCUUGGCUUACUUGUUUUGACUCAUCAUGUUGCCAUCACCCUGAUUGUGGCAUGUUUAUAUUCAUGAUCAUGGCAUCUGAAAAUAAUAUUGAAGCAGUAAGUUUAUUAUGGCAUUACAGCCAUGUUUGUCUCUGUGGGCAUGAUAGUUUCCUCUUGCCUGUUACCCUGAUGCUGAAAGUUUGCUGAUUGCUUGUGAUUGUCUCCACACUCAGAAAACCUUUUUUUUUUUUUUGAUAAUUCCUUUCACAGGGAAUAAAAAUGGAUAGACAUUUUAUGUCUUUUUAUGAAAGUAACAUAAAAUUGCUUUAUAUGCAUAUAAAGGAUGCACUCUACAUGUGUUGUUUUCUUGGAUGCUGAGAAUGACUAUCGUUAAAUGAUAAAAUAAUUAUAGAAUGAGAAGCAUGAUGAGCAGUUUUCAAAGGUUAGUGUCCACAGCUUUUACUCAAAUUAUGUCUUUUUUGUGAAACAAUUGGGCAAAUAUAUUUUUUUUUCAAAGUAAAAAGGCAACAGGUGUUUUUGGUUCAGUGCUUUAUUGCAUUUAACUUUUUAAAACAUUUUGAGCUCUUAAUGUAAACAAAUUAAGAAAGUUCUACACAUUAACUAGAUAGUAAUAAAGAAACAGCCUAUCAACGUAACAAGUUCCAGAUAAAUGCCAGAGGAUUGGAUCCAUUGGCAGAAAUUCAGUUCUUUGCAGAAGGCAGAGAAUGAAAUGCAUGGGUCCCAAAUUGUGAAAUAAAUAUAAAAUGGAUUUUAUUAAACUGAACGUGCAGCAAUAAGAUCAUUUGGUUUCUAAUUUAAAUUUGAAAGUUACAACCACAGAGGCUUAACAGAUUUUGUUACGGUCAUUGCAGUCGUGUAAAUUUAAGAAAUGCUUUUACUGUUCUAGUUACCUUAUUUUAUAUAUUUUUUACAGCUUUGCUUCGUGGUUGAAAAUUUUAAAUGUGUUGUGAUAUAGUCUUUACCUAUUCCUAAAGUUUUAUUUUCCUCUAAACAUUUUUCUUUCAUUUAAUACCAGCUCCACUUCCCUCAUUAUCUGUAACGACAGAUUACCUAUGUAUGUUCUUAUAGUUACUAACACUGUAGAGAAACAGCAAACUUUUCCUUUUAUAUAAGAGACAUUUUUACAUUUGGAAACAAUAUAAGGAAUUUUAAAGAACAACUAUUAUUAUUUAAAAAGGACAACUAUGGAAUAAAUUCCUCUUGUAUGUUAGUAUAAAAUCUUAAUUCUAGUUAAACAAGGAUAAACACAUUAUUAAAAUCACUCCCUUACUAAUGCAAACAUUUGGUGCUCUUUUUCUGACUUCCCUUUUUUUGUAGACACCUACAUGUGCAUGCAUGCAGAUACAGAUACACUCUUUAUUUUUUUUUUCUGUCUUUCAUAUAUUUCCAGAAAACAGUUUUCCCUGUAGCCAUAAGUUAAAGGAUGCUCUAGAACAGACCUGGGCAAAGGCCGGCCCGCCUCCUGUCUCUGACCGGCCUGCCCGCCCGCCAGUAUAUAUACUAUAUAUACAGUAUUGGGUAAAACUGAGUUAACUAUAUUAGUCCGGCCCUCUAAAACCAUCUCAAUUUCUCAUGCGGCCCCUUGGGAAAAUUAAUUGCCCACUCCUGCUCUAGAAUUUGUUAAAAACGUCCACAAACUCUUACUAGUAAAAAGGGGUGAGGUGGUUUGUUUUUGGAAAUGUUUAUGGAGCAUUUAAGCUAGUGACAUUUGCAACAGACUACAAAUCAAACUUGGGUUCAACAUUCCAUUUGAAAAAAGGAUUAUUUCAAAUUCAGUAUCACUGACAAAGUUGUAGAUUUAUAAACAGAUACGAGAUUCUUCUGAAUUUCUAGCCAGAAUAAAGAAAUUCAAUCUGAAUAUGUGAUUAAAAUGUAUUCCCAAACAAACAAUAUAACAUAACAUGCUAAAGAUUACAACUGUUUUGCACUCCCAUUCACAAAAAUGGAUAAAAGGGAAAAAAAACCCUAAUUUCUGUGUGUAUGAGCUAAGUUGGCGCUAGUCAUUGUAGGCUUUUGUUUUUUCAGUAUAAUCUUAAUUGAAAAGGUGGGGUAGGCCUUUAACUUCUAUCCGUCUUUUGUACUAUAUAUUUUUUUAUGUCUGUUGGCGUAUGGCUAUGUACAAAUGUUACGCCUCUUUCAUGGCUUGUGCCAUCAAACCGUUUAGUGGCAGGAUACAAAAGCCCUGCCAUGCACAUCAAGUGCCUUCGCUAUUAAGGUGUGACAGAUCUGCAUGAGGUGGGCCCUUUCAAAAUGCUAAAAAUGUUUUCCUUGAUGAUAACCAAUUUAGGAUUUCUGCACCUUGGGUGUAUUCUUUUCUAUGUUUAACUAUAUUGGCUACUUGCUGAAAACUGGGGAGAAUUAAUCAGUCUCAUAAAUGAAUUGUCAUAAGUCAUAAAAUAAUUUUAUCUCAACUUGCAACAGAUUCCGUGUUUAUCAGGUUCCAGAAUUACAUAAAGAGACCGUGUGAUGUGAGGGAAAGUGUUCUGUUCACAGUCUUUUUUUUACUGGAAAAGAAACUGCUUUUAGAGUUGGAUUGUAGGGGGAUGAAGGGAAUGCUGUGCAAAAGAGUAAGCUUAUUUAAACAUUACCAUUUUCUCCAAGAGGAGAUGUAAAGAAACACAGUCCCUAAUCAUGACUUUAAAGUCUGUCCAGUUACAGUAUGAAAUCCAAAGGAACGAAGGUGGUGAAAACUUUAUUGGGAAUUAAAGAAUCAAAAUUUGGUAGUUAAAAAAACAAUCGUACUGCAGUGCUGCACUUUGCAGUUCUGUGAUAGGUCUCGGAAAAUUAGCCAAUUUAAACUUUCUCAGUAGCCCUCCUCCAUCCACUUUGAAUGGAUAGAGCAAGGUCUUUCGAUAUAUUUUUUUCCACCAUUCCAACCUGUUUCUAUUUAAUUUAAGUUUUUAUGAAAGUUUUAACACAUUUCUUUGGCCAUGUUGGGCAGAGGAAAACAAAAAUGAUUGGUAAAAAACAUAGUCUUGUCUAGUCAAGAUAGUGCCCUUUCUUUGAGACACAAAUAUUUCUAUUAAAUUAGUGGAAUGUUCUGUCUCAUGUUAAAACUUCAAAUAGGUUUCAAUAAUUUUAACCCCUUUGCUUCUAAUACAUUAACAUGGAAUUCUAGGAUUUCCAUAUGGUUAUUUCACACCCUUUUUGGGUGUCUUUUAUAAAGAAACCGUAUUGUAGCUAUUCAUUAGAUCUUGCCUAUCAGUCUGUCGGAACUAUAAUGUCUUUCUCAGGCUUUUUACAAUUUUAUUAAUUUUAUUUUAUCUUUUGGUGUAAUGUGAGAGUGGUAGAUCAGGUUUGAUUAAUGUGAUACUUUUUUUAAAAAAAAAGAAAACGUAAGUACUCUCUUAGCAAAACUUUUUUUUAAAUAAUCAGUUUUGUUUAAAAUAUUUACUUUGACAAAUAACUUAAAACAUACCUGCAAAUAUGAAUCAAAAAGUGUAAUCUCGGCUCUGAGAGAUCUUUCUCUGGAUGUGAGACCUGUUUACAGGGCUCACCAAUGGUGGUUUUCUCUGGGUACUCUGGUUUUCAUUAUCCUAAGUGUGUGUGUGUGGUACAUUUGUUUGUCAUUAUGUUUUGUGUUCUUUAUGUGGAAAGGUGCAUUUGCUGCCUUCCUUGAAAAGAUGUGGACUGGUAUGCUUGUAUGCCAUCACUUUUAGCCUGGUGUUGGUACUGGGUAUAAAGUGCUGUAUAAAUACACACUGUAACUGACAUGCAUGCAGAUACUUUUUUUUUUGUGUGUCUCUUUCAUAUAUAAAUAGCCCAUGAUCUUGAGUUUCUGUCAUGGCACAGGGCAUUUGAAUAACCUAACAAAUAUAAGGUAUUUAUCAGUUUUAUUGGUGUGUGAGAGAGAUGUAAGAAGCCUUACUUGUUACAUUUUGUUAGAAUGUUUAUGAGCUCCUGGUUAAAACUUUUCAUGCAGAUGCUCAAUUAGAAUGAAGUUGAACUAUGUAGGCUUGAGUUCAAACAGACUGUACUUUUAGCUCAGAAGUUGAAAAUGUCAUUAGUUUCUUCUGUCAGCAUACACUGUGAUUGUGGAAGAAUGCCAGUUUUUGUAUUGUCCUGUUUUAAUGAGCUCAUUUAUCAAAAAGGGUGAGAACUCCCUGGAGGAUUACAUAUACUAACCUCUAUUUUAGAUAGAGAUGGUGACAAUUUUUUCCUAGUGGAUUGAACACUUGAGUUUCAAAAAAAAAACAACAACAGUGUUACACCCAGAAAAAAAUACCAAAUUUCAAAUGAUACUCCUGUAGUUUGCAACUGACCAGCUACAAGUCCUUACGUUUCCAGACAUUAUUGAUGUGUAUGUCAGUAGAGGGUCAAUUUUGUUGAUUAGCCAGAGGUUAAGCAAAUCUUCUGAUUACUUGUUACUUCAUCGUAGUGAUGUGUGAAAACUGGUCAGAGCAAUGCAUGUUUUAAUCUGUUGGUGUACUCCUAGUUUUCACCAGUCAUGUAUUUUUGAAUCUUGGAGGUGAUUGGUUAUCUUGUCAACUUUUUUUAGAACUGUAGGUGUUACCUAGACAGCCUGAAGUUAUUUUGAUCUUUUUUAAAUUCAUGCAAAUAUCAGAUUUAGUGUAUGUUGGUUAAUGCCUAGAGGGUCAGACUGAUUUUUAAUCUUUGUUGUAUGCCUCUACUGACUGCUGCCACCAUCUGCUGGUAUAAUCUUUUUAUUAUUCCUUUUACCUUGGUCUGGCAAUAUUGGUCAGAUUACCAUAUUCUUAGGUCAGAAUUUUUAGGCCUGCUGUAUAGUAAUGAACAAAUGUAAAUCUAACACAGUUAAAGCACCUUAUUUAUAAAUGAGAAAAACAAAACGUUUUGCACACCAAAACACAGCUUUCUUCCCAUGCAAUGCCAAAUGGUCUUUAUUUGCUCUAAUUAAACUGCAUGUUUCAAAACUGUAUGCAGCUUUUAUAAAACUAAAUUGUUUUCUCUGAA
This is a messenger RNA of Pomacea canaliculata, 9773 nucleotides long. RefSeq names its product transportin-3-like. NCBI's taxonomy places the organism in Eukaryota, Metazoa, Mollusca, Gastropoda, Architaenioglossa, Ampullariidae. Gene Ontology annotation, cellular component: cytoplasm; nuclear membrane. The record is from RefSeq and is a predicted model, not a curated record. The transcript has 27 exons. Gene Ontology annotation, biological process: protein import into nucleus. The coding region runs from base 130 to 2928 and encodes 932 amino acids. Gene Ontology annotation, molecular function: small GTPase binding.